AAAAGCUGUAGGGGCAGUGCUACAACAACGGGUUAAUAACACGAUUACGCCAAUCGCCUUUUUCUCUAAACGGUUAUCACCUGCCCAAGAGCGGUACAGUACAUUUGGGCGAGAACUUUUAGCUAUGUACUUAGCUGUCAAACACUUCAAUUUUCUACUACAGGGUCGUGACUUUACUAUUAUGACGGACCAUAAACCCCUGUGUUACUCAUUUAAUAUGUCAUAUGAUAGACACUCUCCACGUGAAGCGAGACAACUCGAUUAUAUCUCGCAAUUCACCACAGACAUCCAGUUUAUCAAAGGCCAUACCAACGUUGUCGCAGACGCAUUGUCUAGAAAGGAUAUCAAUAUGACGGUACUUAAUCAGGACAUCAAACUUGAAACCUUAGCCAAAUUACAAGCAGACGAUGCAGAAUUGAAGGUCUGUAGAGAAAAGUCUAGCUUGAACCUAAAAUCGGUACCUAUUCCUUUCUCAGACGCAUCCAUAAUUUGUGACACUUCAACAGGCAAUAAUCGCCCUUUUGUCCCUCAGGCUUGUCGACUAAAGCUAUUCCAACACUUGCAUGGUUUAUCACAUCCGGGCAUCCGAGCUACUACAAAGCUGAUGACUGAACGUUCUGUUUGGCCGAAAAUCAGUUCAGAUAUUAAACGUUGGACACGUGGUUGCCUUCAGUGUCAACGUAGUAAGAUCCAAAAGCAUACUAUUAGUCCAAUCGGCAAAUUUCCUAUUCCGGAUAGACGUUUUCAGCACAUCCAUUUAGAAUUAGUAGGACCUCUACCUUCGUCAAAUUCUUUUACUCACAUCCUCACGGCAAUAGACAGAUUCACUCGAUGGGCCAUUGCAUGCCCCAUCAAAGACACAUCAGCUGAGACUGUAGCAUCCGUUUUUCUAGACCGAUGGAUAUCGCACUAUGGUGUACCGACAACCAUCACAACUGAUCGUGGUCCCCAGUUCCAGUCUAUCCUGUUUCAGGAGUUCACAAGACUUCUGGGCGUAAAACACAUCAGAACCACAGUUUACCACCCGGCAGCAAACGGCAUGGUUGAAAGAUUUCACCGGCAAUUAAAAAGCUCACUCAUGGCUCAAACUGAUUCAACAAAUUGGAGUGAUGCCUUGCCGCUUGUUCUCCUUGGGAUUCGUGCCACGGUGAAGGAAGACAUAGGUUGUACACCCGCCGAGUUAGUCUAUGGUACAACUCUAACGUUACCGGGCCAACUAGUCAACUGUGAACCUACAACGCAAGAAGAUGCUACUCAUUUCGCAAGUUGCCUAUUACAAGUGAUGCAGAACAUUAGAGCAAUACCACCGCGAGAAUACAACAAUCCAGUCCAUCUCGACAAACAUUUAGAAACGUGCAAAUUUGUUUUUGUUCGAGUAGACGCGGUGAAAAAGCCACUGACACCACCAUAUGAAGGUCCGUAUAAAGUAAUAAAACGCACUUGCAAAUAUUUCAUUAUCAACAAAAACGGAAACAAUGAAACCAUUUCCAUAGACCGAAUUAAACCAGCUUUCUACGAACCCCCUCAAGCCACUGAUGACAAUACGGCGAACAAACAAUCACUCCCAUCAUUUGCUAAGAAACAAGAGGAAGAGGAAAAACUCAGCACUACACCCUCUUGUUUAACACGAUCUGGGAGACUUAUUAAAAAACCCAAACGUUAUGUACAUUUCAUGGACUAACACAAUCAAUCAGUUGUAUGCAUUACUUUGUGAAGUUACGCAAUCUUCUAAUAAAAGAUAUUUAUUUUCCCUACAUGUACAUUUAAUAACUACAUUUAUUUGUUUUCACUGGUUUUGCCAAUUUUUUUUAAUAAGAAAAAAUUGUCAUAGUAAUAAACGAGUGAAUGCUAAUUAACUAUUUAUUAAAUUCAUCCAUUUUUUUUAUUUUUUAUUUUAUGACUCUGUUAACAGUUUUGCACAUUUUAUUAUUAUUAUUAGCAAACC
This is a messenger RNA of Schistosoma rodhaini, 1945 nucleotides long. Lineage: Eukaryota; Metazoa; Platyhelminthes; Trematoda; Strigeidida; Schistosomatidae. The record is from the annotation of a GenBank genome assembly.